UAGGGUUUCUGCACCGUUUGUUUACAAACUCUUGAACUUCUUGACUUGACAGGGAUUUUUCUGACGCUACGUCAACAGAGGUGGAAUGCGCGCGUGCCAAUAGAUGUUAAUAAGAUACGAUAGACGCGCUGCUCAGAAGAGAGAACUACUCGGUGAACGCGCACUGAAAACUUGCUUAUGCGAUGCCCCACUAAAGAAGAGGAAUAUCUUUUUUUACUGGGUUACUGAGUUAUUUGUCCUCGUGCCCCUACUUUUUAGCGCAUCAUAGAGUCUUCGCUUAGUUUUAAUCGUGCACGAGCAUUGCUGGAUAUGAUGCCAGUUCAAAGAUUCGCCAAGGACACAUCGUUGGGACAGUUUCAGGUAGAUUUGACCCGUUUGUGGAUUUAAAUCCCUGGAUGAUGCUCUCAAUGCAAAAACACGUCCUCUUGUUCCUUAUUAUCCUCAAUACGACUCUGCAACGAAGGGUGGAUGGCAACCCUUUAGUGAUGGAUCCCAAUAGUAUCUGCCGUAGGACUAGAACGCUGGGAAGCAAACAUGCCGACCUGUGCCAGUCUCAGCCUGAGAUCAUUCAAGAAGUGGCAAAAGGUGCCCGGAUGGGCAUUCGUGAAUGCCAACAUCAGUUCCACAACCGUCGCUGGAACUGCACCAGCCAGAGCAGGAACCUGGCCAAGAUCCUGCAACAAGAUAUCCGGGAAACUGCAUUUGUGUAUGCUAUCACAGCUGCUGGGGUGCUGCAUGCGGUGACACAAGCCUGCAGCCAGGGGGCGCUGCCACAGUGCGGCUGUGUGACCCUUCAGAGCUCCUCUCAAACUCACCAUGACUCCCCGGCGGAGGAGGAGGUACCUAUCCAGGCUUCACCUGUACAAAAUGGCCGCUGGGAAUGGGGGGGCUGUGGAGAUGAUGUGGACUUUGGCAACGAGAAGUCUCGUCAGUUCAUGGAUAUCAGGCAGAGAAAAGGCAAGAGUGACAUCAGGACCCUUAUUGACCUGCACAACAAUGAGGCAGGAAGACUGGCCAUACGGAUACAGAUGCGAACAGAGUGUAAAUGUCAUGGCCUUUCUGGUUCCUGCACACUUCGCAGCUGCUGGAGGAAGAUGCCUCUCUUCCGUCAGGUCGGUGACUAUCUCAUGCAGAGCUUCCAUACGGCCGUUCGCGUGAUGGGUGGGAAUGAUGGGAAAUCGCUUGUCCCCAUCGAUCCGGAUGCCCCUCCUCUGGAUGCAAAUGUCCUCAUCUAUUCAGCUGAGUCACCUGAUUUCUGUCAGGCCAAUCAAAGGACUGGUACAGAAGGCACACAGGGUCGUGUGUGUAACAGCACAGAGACGGGGCCGGGAGGCUGUGACAGCCUGUGCUGUGGUAAAGGAUUUGCAGACUACACACUGGAACAUGAGGAAAACUGUCUGUGUCGGUUUCACUGGUGCUGUGAGGUUCAGUGCCAGAGAUGUUCUGUGAGAAAGGACGUCAGCCUCUGCUUGUGAAGUCGAGGAGCUAUAAAACAGAAUUGCAUCUGUGAUGUUUUUGAGCUAUUUUCUCUCCUGUCUGCAGAGGAGCAUCUUCUGUGCAGAAGGACGCAGUGACUUGUGAAAACAAGUGCUUUUUUUGAUGGUCCACUGGUUAUUGCAAACAAGACUGAGCAAUAUCUAUAAGUCAGGUGGGAGUCUGGCUUGUGACAUAUAAACAAACAUAUGUUGUGCUGCCACCUGCUGGUACUUUAUUAAGAGAAAUGAGUGUAUAUAGAAAUCAAGUGUUUUCAGAACACCACCUGGGAAUAGACUGAUGAGCUUGAAACUUGAGACAAAAACAUCCUGUGAUGCACUUUGGCCAAAUCAAAGCUCUCAUGUGGCCAUUUUCUUUGGUAUUUGAAAAUGAACCAAUAUCAGUACUGUCCAUGGUGCUGAAUCCCUGACUGAUGCGUUUGUCUGGCAAACCUAAAGAUACAGUCAGUACCCGACUGAUUUAGAUUUUGUUGGUUAUUAUUUUACAUUUUCCUUUGUACCUGUACAUGCUUUUAAUUACCUGCUUAUGUUUGUUGCAAGACACUGAAAAAAUGGUAACCUAAAAAAAUGUGCUCCAUGUGGUUAGUUCACCCAAAAAUGAAAAUUCUGUCAUUAAUUACUCACCCUCAUAUUGUUCCACACCCGUAAGACCUUUUCAGAACACAAAUUAAGAUAUU
Molecule: messenger RNA, 2170 nt
Organism: Megalobrama amblycephala (Wuchang bream)
Lineage: Eukaryota; Metazoa; Chordata; Actinopteri; Cypriniformes; Xenocyprididae
Gene: wnt6a
Product: wingless-type MMTV integration site family, member 6a
Exons: 4
Coding region: 396-1475 (359 amino acids)
Biological process (GO): neuron differentiation; canonical Wnt signaling pathway; multicellular organism development
Cellular component (GO): extracellular region
Molecular function (GO): cytokine activity; frizzled binding
Source: RefSeq, a predicted model, not a curated record